This is a messenger RNA of Pelobates cultripes (western spadefoot toad), 177 nucleotides long. NCBI's taxonomy places the organism in Eukaryota, Metazoa, Chordata, Amphibia, Anura, Pelobatidae. The record is from the annotation of a GenBank genome assembly.
AUGCGCGGCGCUGCGCUCCUCCUCCUCCAGCUGUUCAAUGAAAUUACCGGUGCGGCCGCGUCACUUCCGGUGCGGCCGCGUCACUUCCGGUAUACCAAUCUGACAAGGUAUACUUAUCUGACGGAACACCGGGGCCACCGGAAACCAGUACCACCGAGUGCACCCGGAAGAGCAUGA